Castor canadensis (American beaver) is the source of this 924-nucleotide messenger RNA. RefSeq names its product olfactory receptor 5AC1-like. Gene Ontology annotation, biological process: G protein-coupled receptor signaling pathway. NCBI's taxonomy places the organism in Eukaryota, Metazoa, Chordata, Mammalia, Rodentia, Castoridae. Gene Ontology annotation, cellular component: membrane. Gene Ontology annotation, molecular function: G protein-coupled receptor activity; olfactory receptor activity. The record is from RefSeq and is a predicted model, not a curated record.
AUGGCAGAAGAAAAUCAGACUUUGGUGACUGAGUUUGUCCUCACAGGACUUACAGAUCAUCCCAAGCUGCAGGUGCCCCUGUUCCUGGUGUUCCUGGUCAUCUACCUCAUCACCAUGGUGGGCAACCUUGGGCUGAUUGCACUCAUCUGGAAGGAUUCCCACCUUCACACACCCAUGUACUUAUUCCUCAGUAGUUUAGCCUUUUCAGAUGUAUGCACGUCAUCCUCUGUGACUCCCAGGAUGUUGAUUAAUUUUUUAACUAAGGAUCAUAGGAUAUCUCUUGCUGAGUGCUUUACCCAAUUUUAUUUUUUUUGUUUCAGUGCAACAGCAGAAUGUUUCCUCCUGGUAGUGAUGGCCUAUGACCGCUAUGUAGCCAUAUGUAAUCCCUUGCUUUAUCCAGUGGUGAUGUCCAACAAACUCUGCACUUGGUUGAUAAGUAUUCCAUAUGUAAUUGGAAUUCUUCAUUCAACAAUUCAUGUAGGAUUACUAUUUAGAUUAACUUUCUGCAGAUAUUCUAUAAUAAAUUAUUUCUACUGUGAAAUCACACCACUGUAUGCCAUUUCUUGCAAUGACUCAUCAGUUAAUAAAUUAGUGCUUUUUAUUUUUGCCAUUUUUAUACAAGAAUUUACUUUUAUGAGUAUCAUUGUUUCUUAUGCCCGUGUCCUCUUUGCCAUCUUGAAAAAGAAGUCUGAGAAGGGCAGAAGCAAAGCCUUCUCCACCUGCAGUGCCCAUCUGCUUUCUGUCUCUUUGUUCUAUGGCACUCUCUUCCUCAUGUAUGUGCUCCCUGGAUCUGGCCCAGAUAAAUAUCGUGAUAAGGUGUACUCACUGUUCUACACCAUUAUAAUUCCUCUGCUAAACCCCUUUAUUUACAGCCUAAGAAACAAGGAAGUUUUAGAUUCACUGAGAAAAGUGGUCAAGAAAUAA